Messenger RNA from Suricata suricatta (meerkat), 3589 nucleotides. It is a transcript of the gene FAM114A1, whose product is annotated as family with sequence similarity 114 member A1. NCBI's taxonomy places the organism in Eukaryota, Metazoa, Chordata, Mammalia, Carnivora, Herpestidae. Bases 303 to 1991 code for a protein of 562 amino acids. The transcript is spliced from 16 exons. The record is from RefSeq and is a predicted model, not a curated record.
CCCCGCCCGGCGCUCCCGCGCGCACUCGGCCGCCGGAGCGCUUCACAUGCUCUUCCACCGCAGCCAAUACCUUAAGCUAGUACCUGGAUUCACACAUCCCAGGCGGAGCCUGCCUCCCGCCCCCAGGUCCCCAGCCCCCCACUGAGCUCACUCACCGAUCUUCUGCCCUGGAAUCUGAACCUGAGCUCAGGAAAGAAUCUGCUAACUGCCUACACUGUAAGCUUUAAGCAAAGGAAUGAAACUUCCAAGGUGGCAUUUGAAGCACAAGAGAGCCAGUACAGAAGGAAUUUGAGGAUAUUAAAAUGUCUGACGAUGCCGGUGACACCUCAGCCCCUGGAGACAAAGCAGAAAUUCCCAAGAUGCCCAAUAGCAAGUUGUUACUCAAAGAGACAGAAGUUCACUGUGAUUCAGCUACGAUUUCAGAUGAGCCGACACCAGCUGAUGCCAGAGGAGAUGGGCACGAAAAUGCAACCAUUCAGUGUGCAGAGACUGCGGACCCUGGCCCCCCUGAGCAGCCCCAGUGCAGCGGUGCCGUGCAGCAUCCUCCCCACGGAGAAGUAACUGAGGAUGCACUUGCUGAAUGCAUUGACUCCAUCAGCCUCGAAGCAGAACCUGCGUCUGAAAUACCCCUGAAAGAGCAGAAUAAUCCGGCUGUGGAUUCCCCUUCACGUGGAGGGGGAUGGGCAGGCUGGGGCUCCUGGGGCAAAUCUCUGCUCUCGUCAGCAUCUGCCACUGUAGGUCAUGGAUUGACAGCAGUCAAGGAAAAAGCAGGAGCCACCCUACGGAUUCAUGGUGUAAAUUCCAGCUCUUCUGAAGGGGCCCAACCUGAUACCGAAAGUGGAGUUCCUCAAACAGAUGUGGCCACAGAUCAGAGUCCCGUAGAAAGCCCACCCACUUCUCCCUCAUCCGGGUCUCGGGGCAUGCUGUCUGCCAUCACCAAUGUGGUUCAAAACACAGGUAAAAGCGUCUUAACGGGAGGUCUGGAUGCUCUGGAAUUCAUCGGUAAGAAAACCAUGAAUGUCCUUGCGGAGAGUGACCCAGGCUUCAAGCGGACCAAGACACUCAUGGAGAGAACCGUUUCUUUAUCUCAGAUGUUGAGAGAAGCCAAGGAGAAAGAGAAGCAGAGGCUGGCCCAGCAGCUCACGGCUGAGAGGACCGCACACUACGGGAUGCUGUUUGAUGAGUAUCAAGGUUUGUCACAUCUGGAAGCCCUCGAAAUUCUGUCCAAUGAAAGUGAAAGCAAGGUUCAGUCAUUUUUAACAUCACUUGAUGGAGAGAAGCUAGAACUCUUAAAAAACGACCUAAUUUCCAUUAAAGACAUCUUUGCAGCCAAAGAAUUAGAGAAUGAAGAAAAUCAAGAAGAACAAGCCUUGGAAGAAAAGGGAGAAGAAUUUGCUAGCAUGCUUACAGAGCUUCUCUUUGAAUUACAUGUUGCAGCCACUCCUGACAAACUGAAUAAGGCCAUGAAAAAAGCUCAUGACUGGGUAGAAGAAGAUAAAGCUACCGCGUCCAUAGAUAUGGCAGAAGAGGCGGAAGACAACAGCAAAAAGGAAGAAAGGGAAGAGAAACCAGAAAAUCCCGAAGAAGACAAAAAGGAAGAAAGGAGAACUCAGACAGUUGAGGAAGUAUACAUGCUGUCCAUCGAAAGUCUGGCAGAAGUAACAGCACGUUGCAUCGAGCAGCUGCAUAAAGUAGCAGAGUUAGUUCUUCAUGGGCAGGAAGAAGAAAAACCGGCUCAGGACCAAGCCAGAGUUCUGAUAAAAUUAACUACUGCAAUGUGUAAAGAAGUGGCCUCCUUAUCAAAGAAGUUUACAAAUUCCUUAACCACUGUUGGGAGCAACAAGAAGGCUGAGGUCCUAAACCCCAUGAUAACUAGUGUAUUGUUGGAGGGCUGCAAUAGCACGACCUACAUCCAGGACGCCUUCCAGCUGCUGCUGCCCGUGCUGCAGGUGUCACACAUCCAGACCAGUCGUUCGACAGCACAGCCGUGACCUGGCCAGACUCCCGUCUCGGGAAAGAGAAGGGCAGGCCACAGGGCUUUGUUGCAUGCCGGUAGAAGACAUGUUCUCUGAGGAUCCGGCCACAGACACCCCUUUGAGGACUCCACAAGCAAUUUUGCACAGAGGAUACGGAGAACGCAAGUUGAGAGGGAAUUCUCUUAAUGUAUAUGGUUGUCUUUCCAAAUAAGUGUGUCUCCUUUAUGUUAAUUUAAGUUUACAUGGCUUUAUACUGAUAGUUUCCUUUAAUUUGAAGUUCAUUCACCAAUAUGCAUUGCCAUUUUCCUGGUCAAGCAUGCUGUAUUUAGAAACUCAUAGGUAGAUCCUAGACUUUUUAUUUAAUCCUUUAAAUUCCCACCUUAAAAUGUCCCAUUCUUAUGGUAUUACUUUAAAUCAAAUCUUAUACUGAACUUAGUUUUGUUAUAUAAAUAUCAUGGGCAAAGCUAACACUACUUAUAGAUAUUACCUAUUAUAGUGAAAGAGAAACGUAAGUAUCUCUUUAUACUAAUUCAUUCUGAAAACAAGUUUUUGUUGAACUCCUACUGUGUGCUCACAAUAGAGGAACAUGAUCCCAACCCAGUAAACACAGACACUCUAAGUAAUCUUUAUGCCCAAUGCGGGGCUUAAACUCACAACCCUGGGAUCAAGUUGCAUGUUCUACAAACUGAGCCAGCCAGGCGCCCCUAGACAGAUGCUCUAAAAGAGGGUUCAUUAAUAAUCCUUAAAAUGCUUAAAAAUACUAAUACAUUUUCCAAACCUUCAAAGAUUUGAUGAGCAAGGUAAAACUAGUGGGUUUUUUUGUUUGUUUUUAAUAUUCUGCUCUUUGAUAUAUUCUUGUAUUUUUCCACACUCCUUGGGCUUUUUAAUCCCAAACUUUAUAUAUAGGGUGAAAAUAUAUGUGACAUGGGAGUACUAAAGAGUAUUCGGUUUAAACUAGACUUUUCUGACCAUAAGUACAUGAUAGCGUAAUUUCAAUGCCUGGAAAUAUCCGAAUAGAAAAUUAAAGGGAUUUAUUUCAACACGACAGACCCCCAGACUGCAUCUUUAACUCUGAGUCAAGCUGUUGUAUGAAGACACAGAUCACACUCCCCAGUGGGAAAUACCAUCAUUGCUUCUAAAGGGCAGGAAAUACUAAUGUGGGGCUUGACUCACUGGUAGACUGAUCCAUAACGGACUGCACAGAAGACCGUGGCCAGGAGAGGCAUUUCCUGUGAGCACUUCUCCUGAGCCCCAUGCACCCAUUGGUGGGGGAGGAGCGUUCAGCUGAGCCCCGUCAGCAUCCUGACAGGCACUGUCACAAGAUGUCUUACUCCAUGGUUCUCUCUAAAGCAAAUGAAGCUUGUACUUUUCUAGGGGUGAAAAUCCUUUGUUCACAGUUGCUUCGAUUCCCCUGAUAGAGUAGACUGCCUAUGUUCCGUGCAGGCAAAGUAGGAAUAUUUUAAUAUGCUAUGUCUUAUUAGCAUUUUAUUUGUGUCCUAUAUUUCAUUUUGUGUAUCUCCUGAAACAGCUAAAUAGAAAACAUAAGAAUAAUUAUUUGCAAUCUGGAAAAGAACUCUCUGAGAAAUGAAUUAAAGAUAUUUUUUCUCUUGUUU